UGCUAUGGGCGAGUGGCUGUAGCUCAGGCUGAGAUCUGUGGCACUACAGUGGUUUCUACCAGCGACACCGCCUAGCUGGUGAAGUUCAAUUGACUUGUGUCAGCAAAGAUCUACUCGACAGAUGAAGUGUGACUGGGGAAAAUAAACUACCUUUCAUUUUAUUUCAGUUAACUAAGGACAUAUAAGCAGAAGCACCACAGCCCUUAUUGCUGUGCUGUAAGUCUUUGAAAUAAGAGAGACUUUCUAAUUUUAAUUCAUAUAAAGAAACUGAAUGGGAGUGAUAAGGGUACCAGAGAUGGACAGCUGCAAGGUAACUGAAUAAAGAGUCUUUACAGUCAGAGGCAGCACAGGCCUUAGCACAUGGGUCUGAAAUGCUGCUGUGUCAUGAUUGUGCCCUUAGCACACUUCUCCCAUGUGGACGAAGACCUGGGGCAGGAUGUCAAUAUACCCUAACUAUAGCAUUGCAAAAGUCAACAUUAAAAUGACUCUUUUUAUUUCAUUCAAAAUUAAGUAAAUUAAGAUGCUCACUUGUUGGUAAUGUUGGAAAUUUGCUAAAAAAUAAAUACAUCUCCUGCCUCCAAACCAGAAAAUUGGAGAAAUGUUUCUGAACAUUAAAGGAAAAUGCAAGUCCUGUGAAGUAAUGCUUAAGAACAGAUUUUGAAUUCAUUUAAUACUGAAAAGCAGAAGAUCAUGAGAUCUGCAUUACCCAGAGUUGGAGGGAAGUGGCUGGUGGAGUUAAUUAUUAUAUUACGAUGAAGAAACACAAGAAGUUAACCGCGACGGAAACAAUGACCCGUCAAGAGACUGAAGGAAAGAGAAGAAAAGAACACAAGACUCCCGUGGACGUUGAUGUGGGUUCAAGGAGCCCUGCUGAUGGAAGAUAAGUAUCUGUCUUUACAUCUAUUUUAGGGGAUUGGAUGUAUCUUUAAACGUUUGUGCUAUUCUUUGCUAAGCUAAGAUUUAUGAAUAAAUAUAGUGUUAAAGACCCCUUUCACCAUCCUCACCACCUAGAUUGGGGGAUCUCAGCACUGCCCCUCCAGAAGCUGCCUCAAAGUGCGUCACCUCUCUGCUCUUUCCACUCUCAGCAAGAGGACACACAGGCGGUUGCACACUGCGAUGUGCAAGAGCCUGGUACUGCACUGCCAACAUCAGUGGAUUUUGUCACCACCGUUGGUGGGCAGAGACAAAACUGUUUGAUUUGGAGGUUUAAAAAGGACAUUAAACUCUCAGAGGUGUAGGAAUCACUAUCAGCAUGCUCCCACACAUCUCUGGUAUAUAAAAGAAUCAUUUUCUGGUCAGCCAGCUCGUGAAUCAAAUGCAAAACCUCCUUCAUGUAUCAAGAAUGAGCAUACACACAUGCACACAGCUGCUUCUCAGGGUGUUUCAUGCAGCUAAAUUGCCUGACAAAUGUGGCGUACCAAGUUGAUGAGCAGGGCAGGAGACCAGUUUACCUGCUAUUGUGGCUCAGCUUGGCUGUUUCAAUCAACCUUGUCUGAAAUAUAGCAGGAGAGGUGGCUGCACCCUCAGCAACUUCCAGACAGGUUCGGUACAAUGGGAUUGUAGGGUGAGAUCCAGUGAUGUGCAGGAGGGACAAGGCCUGUGAGGACACGGGUAGCAAAGCCCAUGCAGGGUGCAGCUCGAUGGUCAUCUCCCAACAGCCUUUCCAUUUAGAUAGAGAUCUGCUCUAGAGAGGGGCAAAAAUCUCAGUUCUUGUCUUUUAAGUUCAUGCUGAAGAUUGUGCAUCAGGCUGAAACAGUGGAAAAGGCUGAGACUAAAACCUCUCUCCACAAAUAAAGCCACAGUGAGCUAUUAAUCACACAGCUCUUGGGAUAGGGACAGUCACCACACUCACCUCCAUCUCCACCCUAAAAUGCCCCAAGCAGCCCCCAGAACGAAGCAGGACCCUGAACCCACCAUUGCACAGAUGAGGCCACCAAAAAAUCAAAUGAAUGAAAGGGGGGAAAAAAAUGAGAAAGCAAAUGAAAAAUUUUGCUGGGGAUUCCUGAGCCUCUCCCAUGGGCAGAAGUGACUGCUGCAUUUCUGAACCAAGUCCCAAUUGCUUGGCAUAGGGAUUUGGGCUUCUAAGUCACUUGGGGGCUCUGGAAAAUGUUUCCUCAAAUCCCUCCUGGAAAUAAAGGUUUUCUUCUGAGAAGGAUGAAGUGCCAGAGACUGCGUGAAGACCGCUCUGCCUGUCACUGCUUGUGGAAGUGGAGUGAGAGGCAUGGCCUUUAAAGGAAACCCCCCUGCAUCAGCUCAGCCGUGUGCACGGCCCCUUGUGGACUGCUCCCCCUGGAAGGGAGGGAGCUGGUCCUCCUCUGUCCUGGGAGGUGCUCCAUGGACAAGAGUGUGUGUUUCCAGCAGGAACUGAGACAGAGGGAAACCAGGACAGCAUUUUUGUCACAGGCACAGCCUGAGGGAUGUUUCAUCCCCAGCACUUUCACAGCAAGUCCUUGCAUGUUGAGAUGCUGAACACACCUGCAACCCAUGCAAUUCAAUUCGCUGAAGUCCAGUCUGAUUGAUCCAAUUCACUUGCUCUGUGGAAGCUUGACCAGAGCAUCCUCACCUUGCACAUUCGAUGAACUUGUAAUAAAGCAAGGACCAACUUAGAUAAUGUUGAAAAAGGACGUCUUGCUCCAUGGAGCAGUCUCAUGUCCAUCAUUAUGUUAAGGAUGGGAAUGGAGCAGCAGUGAAUGGCAUUAGAUGGACAAGGCAGAGGGCAAGGAAGAAGAAGAAGAGCCCAGGUCAGCAUCCCAUACAGCCCUGUUCACAUGCUCAGAUAGCAUGGUGUAUAGGUAUUCACAGGGUCCUGCCUAAUGAGUGGAAGCUUCAAAAAGGUCUGUGAGGGCUAUAUCAUCACCAUGUAUAUCCAUAGGGCUAUUUAAGCAUUACUGACAGCAAGGUAGAGGCCCAGGCCUUGCUUACCUUGUGCUGGAAGUGUGGUGAGAUAAUACUGGGAUGGGAUUCAGUGGACAGCUGGUUUGCUACUGGGGGGAGCUGAAAGACUUCUUGCAAAUAAACCCCAGGCUGGUCAGAUAUUCUUGACCAGGGGGCAGUAAGGACUGACUCAUUCAGCAUGUCUGAGGUCAAUGUACCACCCGCCAGCGCCCUCCUCUUGUAGACAUUCCCCGCUCCGAGUUGAGACAGGAAACUGAUCUUCUUCCCUCAUGACCCAGGCUUUCAGAAAGAAGAGACCCAUCGAGCAGCCUCACAGUGCUGAAGAGACCACACCAUGUCCUGCCCCUGGGCUGGGAUCCUGCUCCUCGCCCUGCAGGUGGCUGCUUCCCAAGAGCAGCUGUGGCUGCAGCAAAGCCCAGGAGAGAUCUGGACGACCCCAGGACAGGCUGCGGAGCUGAACUGCACUGUUUCAUACCGGCGAUCAUCCGUAUACUGGUACAAAGAGAGUCAGGAUGGCAGUCUGCAGUGGGUUGCUGAGACUGCUAAGCAUGGAUCCGCAGAAGGAAGAUACUUGAGUGAAGUGAGCAGCUCAGGGAAAAUGUUCUCUCUAGUCAUCAACAAGCUGCAGGAGGAGGAUUCUGGGGUUUAUUACUGUACCCUCGAUGUCUCUACACACGCUGACUUCGGGAAUGGGACCAGGCUGAUCGUCUCUGACACCCCCCAGCCCAGCCUUGCCAUCCUGGUGCCUUCCCCCGCAGAGGAGGCCGAGCUCCCAGACCCUGUCCCCCUGCUCUGCCUGCUCUCUCCGCAUGCUGGGGACUGGGGGGCAGCUCUCUGGGAUGCCAGGGAGGAGUCUCCAGGGAAAGCAGAUGCAGGAGCCCAGGACAGGGCUGGCAGGUGGAGCCUGAAGAAGGUCCCCAGGCAGAAGUGGAUCGCAGGGACACACAGCACCUGCACCGCCAGAGAGGAGGAAACCGGGAGAAACAUCAGCACUGCUGUGGCCAAGGGCAUGGGUUCUGCAUCACGAGGGCCCUGCUGGGUCACACACUGGGUGGGGCUGCCCUGUGUCUGCCUCCUCCUGCUGAUCCAAGGCCUGAUCCUGCUCUCCAUGAAGUGCCCCACAAAGGGACAGCAGCAGCACCAGGGAGUGACGUGUGCGCAAGGCAGAGCUGAGAGAUGGAAUAUGCAGCUGUGAGCCACCAUGGCAGAAAUGCUCCCACUUCACUGAUGUGUUCACAUGUUUACCCUUAAAAUAAAGAGUGUGGGGACAUGCGUUUGCAUGAGGGAGAGGCACAUGAAGCCAA
This is a messenger RNA of Alligator mississippiensis (American alligator), 4199 nucleotides long. RefSeq names its product T-cell surface glycoprotein CD8 beta chain-like. Gene Ontology annotation, cellular component: cell surface. Gene Ontology annotation, molecular function: coreceptor activity; MHC class I protein binding. The record is from RefSeq and is a predicted model, not a curated record. Bases 3230 to 4090 code for a protein of 286 amino acids. The transcript is spliced from 6 exons. NCBI's taxonomy places the organism in Eukaryota, Metazoa, Chordata, Crocodylia, Alligatoridae. Gene Ontology annotation, biological process: regulation of immune response.